Exophiala bonariae is the source of this 597-nucleotide messenger RNA. RefSeq lists its product as uncharacterized. Gene Ontology annotation, cellular component: trans-Golgi network; Golgi membrane. Gene Ontology annotation, biological process: Golgi to plasma membrane protein transport; Golgi to endosome transport; protein localization to Golgi apparatus. NCBI's taxonomy places the organism in Eukaryota, Fungi, Ascomycota, Eurotiomycetes, Chaetothyriales, Herpotrichiellaceae. The coding region runs from base 1 to 597 and encodes 198 amino acids. The record is from RefSeq and is a predicted model, not a curated record. The transcript has 2 exons.
AUGCCACCCCGUCGGCGGAAACCACCUCGCGCGGGCGCCCUGACUGAACUCCCUCCACUCAAAAUCAUUCGAUCCAUUCUACUCUUGCAACUCUUCUAUUAUGUCGCGGCUUUCGUUCUGAUCCUGUUCACGACUUUGGUUCUUGGCCAAAAGUUCUCGCUGGCACUGAUUUUCGAUUGGAACAGCGUUCGCGGCGACAAUACCAUCGGCUGGACCGUCGGCUUUCUCUGGGUCAUUGUUGGCUUCAUCACUGUCAUACCCAUCCUUCUUCUCGUCUCCCGAUCAAAGCUGGUCCCGGAUUUUGCCUUGACCAUUCAUCUCAUCCAUUUGAUCAUCACCUCCUUCUACACCAAAGCCAUCCCAACAAAUCUCUUGUGGUGGAGCCUUGAGGCUGCAAGUGCUGCGCUCAUGGUCAGCUUGGGUGUUUGGGCUUGUCGAUAUCGCGAAUUGCAGCCAAUAUCCUUUGGCACGAUUCCUCCCAAGAAGCCUGCAGUAGAUGGAAAUGAGUCUCAUGUGCGUGGUGGCCAGGGCGGUCGAGACGUUGACGCAGGUCCGAGUUACGAGAUGGUCAAUGUCCGAGGGGAUGAGAACGUUUGA